AUGAUUUUGAAGAGUGACGGCUCCAUUGGUCUCGUUGACUGGGGAUUUUCGGGAUUUUAUCCUCGCUUUUUUGAGCUCGCCAUACUUUAUUGUAUCUUGCCGUGGGAUGAUUCUUUUGGGAAGCCAGUCAUAUCUGAAUUUGAGAGACUGCUGAGCCUAAGUGAUCGAGAGACACAAGAUAUGAAGCUCACUACACAUGUUCGUGUAGCUAAUCUUAGACGGUCAUUCUAUGGGCCUGAAAUUGACCCAUUAGAGGAAUUCCUUCAAGAUCUUCAAUCGACGGACCCAAAACUUUACGAGGAAGCCAUGGAAUCUCGAAUGGUGAGAGCUCCUACUGAAGCCGCCACAUAG
Molecule: messenger RNA, 351 nt
Organism: Penicillium angulare
Lineage: Eukaryota; Fungi; Ascomycota; Eurotiomycetes; Eurotiales; Aspergillaceae
Exons: 2
Coding region: 1-351 (116 amino acids)
Source: RefSeq, a predicted model, not a curated record